ACGGGCCGCACACUGCCCCCUGCCGGACAGCGCCCGCAGCGCAGCGCCGCCAUGAGCGCCCCGCUCGUGGGGUACAGCAGCUCCGAGGAGGAGGAGGAGGAGGAGGAGGAAGGAGGGGGGGGCACGCGGGGCAGCCGCCGCCUGCCCGUCCCCGAGUGCGUGCUGGCCAUGUUCCGCGAGGAGGAGCAGGAGGAGAAGCGGGACGACAGCUCCCGGCACGGCGGCCGCGUGCGGUGCUUCCCCCACGAGCGGGGCAGCUGGGCCACGCACGUGUACCUGCCCUACCAGGCCCAGGAGGAGUUCCUGGAGCUGCUGGAGCUUCUGGCGUCCCGCGCUCGCACCUACGUCCCAUCGCUCACUGCCAUGGAGGAGUUCCACGUCAGCCUGUCGCAGAGCGUGGUGCUGCGCUACCACUGGAUCAACCCCUUCAUGCAGGGCCUCAAGGAGCGCCUAGCCUCCUUCCACAGGUUCUUCUGUGUGGCUGACCGAGUGAAGGUGUACACCAACCAGAACAAAACCAGGACCUUUGUAGGUUUGGAAGUCUCUGCUGGACAUUUCCAGCUGCUGGAACUGGUCUCAGAGGUGGACAAGGUUAUGGAGGAAUUUGACCUCCCCGUAUUCUACAAGGACCCAUCGUUCCAUAUCAGCUUGGCCUGGUGCGUCGGGGACCUGACGGGCAGCCUGGAGGGGCAGUGUCUGCAGGAGCUCCAGGACAUUGUGGACAGGUUUGAGGACUCGGCGCGCCUUCUGCGUGUCCAAUGGGAGCAAAUCCGCUGCAAGUCAGGGAACAAGUUCUUCUCCUUCCCCUUGAGGUAGGACCUGGUGGGGCUGUGCGUCUCAGAGCCCGAAGACCUGCUGUUCAACAAAGAACCGUUCUCCAGCACGGCUCCAAACAGUGGGGGCUGUCACACGCCUCCCACGCUCUUCUUGUCUGCUCAGCAGCUCUGGGAAGUUUGCGGUCUCAAGCCACGCAACUUCCAAGUUUGUGUCGUUGGCUAAAGAAAUGUGUGUUUGCAGCAGAUUCCUUGCAGCAGCGUGCUGUCAGCAGCCAGGAUGUGCUGCAGUCAGCACUGGUGGCUCCAGUCAGAGCUGCUAAUUUUGCUGAUUUUAAAAAAGAAAAAAAACCUCUCUAUAAAAGCCAUAGAUGCCUUAUGUUUAGGAGAAGGAAGAUAGCGUGGGAAGCGCUUGCUGAAGGAAGCUUGUCUCACACAGUUGGAAGUGGCACUGUCAUUGUCUGGGAGGCUCAGAGCUGAGUGCUGAGCUCAGUUGCUAGCUCUGAAAAACAAGAGGCUGGGAUGCAGAGCUGUGCACCAGAGCAUCUCCCUACCAUAACCCAGCCGAGGAAGCUCCUGGGUCCAGCUCCUCGGACGCUGCUGCUGCCUCUGUAAAUUUCAGUGUGAGAUCCUGUCACCAAGCAGCAACAAGACUGAAUCUUGACAGAGAGGCUGGAAACCCCUCACUUCAGCGCUACCCACCCUGGGUUUACAGUAACUUUGUUUUAACGUCAUUUGUGUCAAAAGGACGUGUUUGGAGGACUGCUUCCUGCCAGGCGCUUGCUGCCGUGUUAGGGCGAGCCCAAGAGAGGGCACUGUCGGCUCUCGCACCGCGGCCCGGUGGGCGUUCUCGGUCGCUCAGGGGGUGGCACAGGCGCUUCUCCAUGAAGGCAGCACCCACCGUGCGGGGCUGGCCCUGUGCUGCCCGUGGGCCGGACUUUGUCCUCGGGAGAAGGCCCCUUCUGUCCUUUGUUCCUGCGGGGAACGCGUGCUGCGGCUUCUUGGCGUUCAGAGCAGGGUGCUGGUGCGCUGCCCUCAAUCUUUCAUCCCACAUUUGUUGAUGAAAGAUUGUGAGACUCCUUCCGAGCAGUAAAAUCUGUCUCAUAA
Messenger RNA from Numida meleagris (helmeted guineafowl), 1880 nucleotides. It is a transcript of the gene USB1, whose product is annotated as U6 snRNA biogenesis phosphodiesterase 1. Bases 52 to 816 code for a protein of 254 amino acids. Gene Ontology annotation, cellular component: nucleus. Gene Ontology annotation, biological process: U6 snRNA 3'-end processing. Lineage: Eukaryota; Metazoa; Chordata; Aves; Galliformes; Numididae. The transcript has 7 exons. The record is from RefSeq and is a predicted model, not a curated record. Gene Ontology annotation, molecular function: 3'-5'-RNA exonuclease activity.